CCCCCUGUCCCGCCAUCUCCUCACUCAUCACCUCGGCCAUACAACGGGCAGUCUUCAAUCGGCAGCCGUCCGCGCUCAGGCGUCCAGGGACGAAGACGGGGAGAAGCACUGGGCCUCCCAUCUAUCUGCCUCACUAUCCACCCGCGUCCUUGUCGCUGCGAAGGCCGCGCUUGUUUCUUUCCCUCUUUCUCGCCAUCUCUAUCCAUAUCACACUAGCAGACGCGCACGUAGCCUCUUUCGUCAUCGUCUUGCAAAAUGGCAGCCGUCGCUGCUGCCAGCCCGACACCCUUGUCCAACGGCAACGGCGUCCAUUCGCCCGCGCCGGUGCGACGUGGAUCGGUGAGCUACGUAUUCCACAAGAUCCGUACCGCGAGCAAGGAUCGCGAACGCGGCGGGUCCAUCUCGUACAUCAAGCCCUCGUCGUCGAGUCCGGAUCUCACUACGAGGAGCUAUCGGGCCAAAGCAGAGCAGGAAGAAAGCAGGUGGAACGGCAUCACCAGCCCGUGCUCUUCGCCCAUGAGCAAGAGUAAGAGUCGCAAGAGUAUCUGGUCGAGGAAGCAGCAUCGCGAAGCCCCUCCAGUUCCCGACCUCCCUCACUCUCUCGAGCUCGAUCUCCUUCCCUUUGAGCGUGAGCCAGCCUCGACCUCAGCAACUCCUGCCCCAGACGACAGUGUCGCUCCUCAGCGUGAGAGCGGCGCUGCUACGGAAGCGGCAGGCAUAGCUCAACAAGUCACUCAACAGUACGCAGAAAAGGAGCGCAAGCUCAAAGACUCGGGCAUCACUCGCGCCCAAGUCCUCUCAGAGGCGAGGCUGACCCCAUCUCAAGUGGCCGAGGUCGUCAAGCUCGCAGGCGCAGAGAUCAAGCAGCGUGGCCUGGCCAACGUGGGUAUCUUUAGACCUUUUCGCGUUGGAGCCUCGCCAGAGGCUGUGGAUCGCAUGGCCGAGCUCUACUUGCUGAGCGUGGAUGCGGAACGAUACGAAGGGACCUUGAGCGUUGUGGACGCAAAGGGAAGCGAUCUUGCUGUGGCUACUUUUGGCAAGCCGUCUGCUACGCGGGAGCUGGCAAAGCAACUGGCCUAUGCCAAGGUCUGCGAUGUAGCCGACUUUCUCAAAUGGUCUUUCCGCCGCCUCAAAGUGUCUCGCCUCGACUUCUCAUCCACUAAUCACCUCACGUGGUACAACACCUUCGUCAAAGCAGAAAAGGAUCAAGGCUACCCACGCAACGCAUACAGCGCUCUCCUCCUGCCUCAUCUUCCCACAGACACACAACGCCUGCUGAACGACACGCUCGACCUCCUCACGUCCGUCUCGGCGCACUAUGUAGCCAAUGCGAUGCCUGCCUGGCGUAUAUGCAAGACCUUUGGCUUCUGGCUGUUUGGCCGCAUCGAGUCGGACAAGGUGGCCACAGAUCUCUCCGCCUUCUUGGACGAGUGGGCGCGCUCCUCUUCUAUAAUGGAGCACCUCUACCUCGCCUACUUGCGCGACCAGAGUACCAAGGUGCACUACAUGCCCACGAGGCUGACGCAGCUCAUUGACGACUAUCCAAGAGUGUCGGCGCAGAGUGAGGUUGGGGCGCCGGGGCUGCAUGUCAAGCGAGGGGCAGAGGUCGUCGCCAAGGCGCUCAAGGUGACGCUGAGCAGUGAGAACGUCCAGGCGCGAUCGCUACGCAACCCGCGCGGGCCUUCAGACACCUUGGCCUCGGCUUUGACGGCUAAGCUGUACAAUGGCGAGUCGUCAGCAGAGGCGGACGACUGGGCUGCGCUUGUUGGACUGGCGCAGAAGGCUACGAGGGAAGUGCAUGCUUCGCCCGACGCCGCGGCGCAGGAGACCGAGGACUCUGCAACGGGAGAGACCCCUGCAACUGCGGCACCCGCGGCCGCAAGCGAGGAAGAGCUCGAGCUGGCAAGAGAGUUGGCGCUCCUACGAGACGAAGAUAGUCGCAUCUUUGCGAUUCUCGCCGCAGAGAUUGCACAGAGAAAGACUAUGAUGGGCAACGGGUCCACAGCACGGGACAGCGAAUCCAAGACUCAAGUAGCAAUGCCAUCCUACGGCUCCAUUGCCAGCUUGUACUCCUCAAGCGCACGACAGGGGGACGCUGCGGCCAGCCUACCAAGGAUUGGAUCAUACGCCAAUACCAGUCGCUACAAGCUCAAUGGGUCGACCACCCUCGACCCGCUGCCGGAGACCAGCGCGCCCAACACACCAACACGCGCCGAAGCAGCCUCAACGCCACCCAAGGUUGACUGGGACGUCUUCAGAGACGGCGGCUUUGCCACUUCCUCCAACGAGAAAGCGAGUGGCGUCGACCUCUCCCUCGACGAGGUGUCCGCCAAGCCCAGGCCAAGCGAGUCAUUCUCCAUUGCCUCUGGCUCUAGCCGCCCAGCAGCAAUGCAGAACGGCUCAUCCAGUAGCGCUGGUCUUCUACGUCGCGCAACGAGCUUUGGUACUCUGCGACGAAAGGGAGGCAGGGACAGCAGCGUCAAUGGCAGCGGUGACAGUCUACUCGGCCAUGCGAAGCAGCAGCGCCCCCGCACUGCCAAGCCGCGACAUAGCAUCACAGCUGUCACGACUAUGGACCUAGACGAGGUGCUCGUUUCAGUCUGGCAAGACGCCCUGCUGGACUUCUGCCCAGCAGCUAUGUUGCCUGGAUUUGUAGCUGCACAGCUCAACAGGAAUGCGGCGGCAAAUCUCAUGUCGGGUGGGGCUACGUCAUCUCCGUCUUCGACGGCGGCGGCGCCAGCUGCGCCCACGGCGGGAAUGAACUGGCUCGUCGUGGAGGAGAAAAUUGUGCCUCGUCCCACCGCCGUCACUCGAGGGAAUGGUACUCUGCCCACGAAGGGCUCUCGCAGUGCUAUUCGCCGAGCGCAAAGCUCAGGUCGCGGUGUGCCACGCAUCAAUGCCGGGGUUCAUUUGGACGACGUAGAGGACUUUGACGAAGAGGAUGAGGAGAAUACCCUGCGCUACGAUAACGACGGUGCCUCCUCCACCGAUGGGAGGCGCUCCCUCUUCGCCCCUUCAUUCAAGAGUCUGAAGGCUAUGAGCCUCAAUCUGAGGAAGAGGGCGAGUGUGAGGAAGAUGAGCUCGAUUGCAGGAGGGCUGAGGAAGAGGGCCAAUGCGGAUGCGCAGUCUCCCCCAGCUACCGCCGAUGGUACAGCUCGCGAGACGAUGGCUGAAGGGACGGGGAGUCCAUCAACAGACGCUGUCCCUCCUCUUCCCUCUACGUCAGCCACGCCAACGAAGAAGGCCAAGAAGCGGCCCCUCGUGAGCCUAUCCAUUGGCAAGAACACAACCAACACGACCAACGCACCCCCAGUCGCAGCAGGUGGUAGUUCCUGGGACAGGACUUCGAUCAUCUCGUCCCCCGCCUCCUCCACGCCGGCGGUUGACGCAUCUGUCCUCCACGCUGUCUCUCCUGCUGCGUUCGCUGCGUCUGGAGCGGUUGCUGCCACGCCGAAGGCGAGCGCCUUGCGUCACUCCAGCAGUGGCAGUAGGAGUGGUGAGGGCGAUGGACAGCAGAUGGGCUCCUCGGCGUUGUUGGGGACCAAUGGGGCCACUACCACCGCCAGGUCCAGCAUGCAGACCGGGAGGUCGAAGUAUGAGGACGCAGCGGCCGGGGACGAUGAGUAGGAGGAGCAGAGGGCAGCUCAGGAUACCCAAGUGGCCACUUCAGGCCGCUUCACAGGGUGAUGACGAAACAGACCGCGAUUUGAUAUUCCGCACCUCGACAGGGCACGGCGAAGGCCCGAAGUCCUCGUAUACCUCGAAAGCAGCUAGCUAUUGCUAUCCCACUGGUUACCUCCGACUCUCUACUCUUCCUGAUCUGGUUCGAGUCAAAGGGCCGCGUACGCUUGCUAUGACUGGGCUGUGAGCGCUACGAACGACGUUGCUGCCCGGUCUCGAUUCCUACCUAGCACCAUUUGCGCCUCCUCGUCCUUUCUUAUUAUCAAGGUGACUAUUUUUUCCUAUUUACCAUAGCUAUGCCCUCGUAAUGCAUUCCCAGUCUUCACGCCG
This is a messenger RNA of Jaminaea rosea, 4011 nucleotides long. RefSeq lists its product as hypothetical. Bases 256 to 3627 code for a protein of 1123 amino acids. Lineage: Eukaryota; Fungi; Basidiomycota; Exobasidiomycetes; Microstromatales. The record is from RefSeq and is a predicted model, not a curated record. The transcript has 3 exons.